Wallemia mellicola CBS 633.66 is the source of this 1863-nucleotide messenger RNA. RefSeq names its product mitochondrial distribution and morphology protein family 31/32. Gene Ontology annotation, biological process: mitochondrion inheritance. Bases 1 to 1818 code for a protein of 605 amino acids. Gene Ontology annotation, cellular component: mitochondrial inner membrane. The transcript has 2 exons. The record is from RefSeq and is a predicted model, not a curated record. Lineage: Eukaryota; Fungi; Basidiomycota; Wallemiomycetes; Wallemiales; Wallemiaceae.
AUGUACUAUCUGAGUAGUUAUAUAGGGAGGAAUAUUUAUAGACGCAUACACCCCAACACACUCCCCAGCAGCAAACUGCUGGUCAGCCAAACAUACAGAUUACGUAGUCAGCCUCAGCUGCACACCCACUCUAUCAAACAUCAGUCGAAGCAGCCCAACGACAACAGGAAAUACUCUCCCUUCUUCAGGUCGCUCAUUAGGGACCUACCCCACCCGCAUAGGCCGACGAAGGACGAACUACUCGCUCUCGCUAAUGGCUUCUUCCAGCGAUUACGUAUUAGAUGGAAAUGGUGGACUAUAAGGGGCUUUAGGAAGUUCAAUGCCGACGAUCUCAGUGCAUUCAUCAGCUGGCUCCUCCUCGGACAUAUUUUCUGGAUUCUCGUCGGUACAACUACCUUCUUCUCUGCUAUCUUCGCAACCGCAAAUAGUUUACGAUUGCAAAAUUACAUCGCAGGCGCUAUAUCGAACUAUCUCACUCAAGCUACAGGUGUCACUGUUGCGUUCGAGAGCGCUAUCCUCCCCAAAUGGAAAGAUUCACGCAUUUCCUUCAAAAAUGUGCACGUUUCAAGACAUUCAGGCGGUGAAACUCUCCCACCAGUUCAACCCGACUCUUCUUCUGUUCGCCGGAAGAUCAUUUGGGACGAUAACGCACACGACCACGACGAAGAUAACGAAUUGGCUUUACGAAUAGCUCCACCCCCACCUCAAGAGACUUGGACCAUGUUUGAUUUAAAUAUAGACUCAGUUGACGUUGAACUAUCUCUCUGGAGGUGGUUAGAUGGUAAAGGUUUGGUGAAAGACGCUUCAAUUAAGGGUAUACGAGGUGUCCUCGACAGACGUGGUGUUAAAUGGGAUUAUGAUAACCCUCUGGAACCAAAAGAUUUCAGACAUGCACAUCAUCCAGGUGAUUUCGAACUCGAAUCAUUUACAAUUGAAGAUCUACUAAUUACAGUCUACCAACCAAGCGACUUUAGACCAUACAACGUUAGUAUAUUUAAAGGUGAACUUGGCACAUUGAGAAAACAGUGGCUAUGUCAUGAUUUCCUUGCAGCUCACGCUAUGACCGGUCAAUUCGACAACUCACUCUUUAGUUUACACAAACCACAGUCAAUUUCUCGAACCCACAACUACGAUGUAGAUAGAGUGUCGAGAUUCAGGAUUGAUGGUGUUGCUGUAGACCAUCUUCAAGCCGCGGCGGGUAUGACAGGUCCAACAGCCUGGAUCACGCAUGGUAAAAUGGAUGCCGUUGUUGAUAUUACCUUCCCUUUUCAGCAAGACGAGGAUCUCUUUAAUGCUAUAAUGGAGGGUCUAAACAACCUUGGUGCAGUCGUGCAGGAUGAAAAUCGCAGAAUACCUGGGCAAGCACAGCUAACGAAACCAGCUUUGACAUCACCCGAUCAGACGCAGCAACAGGAUGAAAUUUCAUACAGUAAGGAGAGAGUCAAGGUUGACAUCGAUUUAAGGUUUAGAGAUGUCAAAGCUAGUGUACCAUAUUAUACAAGCGACUUGACCUACACCAAUAACGCACUAGUGCGGCCAAUCGUUGCUUUCAUAAAUGCCAACCGGACGUUGAUACCAAUACUCUCACAUGUCGAAAUGGCGAUUGACGAGUUUGAUGGAAGUUGGACGAUUUGGGAAACUGGUCUAAUGAGUGCAGUCAGUGAGCGUAUUUAUGACGCCCUCGCUCAUCAUGUCACAUCAACCGAGGCUAACAACCAGAGGGUGAAGUAUGUCACACUCUGGAGUCUCCAGCUAUCAGCCAGAGGUGCCAUACAAACCUUAAGGAAUAUCUUGGGACAAUCGCGAGCAUUGUUGUAGUAUUAAUUGAUGUAUCUUACGAACUAACGAAAAAAGAGAGGAAAA